AUGUCCUCGAGAAAACUCAUCACUUGUUGUUCAAGAACAACAUCUAACAAAUCAUCUAGCCGCGAGUUAUCAUCACUGAAGAACGGAGGACUACUAGUAGAAAAACUGAUUCGUGUUUCCAACGGUAGCAAUCCGUUUUGUAUAUUCAUAGAACAAGAACUGAAGCAAGCAACCAAAAACUACCAUCAAGAUCUUGUCUGUCUAGUCGACGACAACUAUAAAUUGUUUCAAGGAGUUCUUGAGAACAGAGGAGCCGUGCUGAUCAAGAAAACGAAUGAACACGAAGAGCUCGUGGAGUAUUGCAUAAGGGAAAUCGCUAUUGCUGCAUACGUACCGAUUAUUGUCUUUGAAUACGUUAGUGGGAACCUAUCUGAUUACUUGCACAAUAAGAAAGAGCUUAUCCCAUGGAGACAGAGGAUUCGUAUUGCUGCUCAAUUAGUCGAUCUCAGACUGUCUCUAGAAGUUCCAGAAGGUGAGACCUCUGUAGAAGCACUUCUUGAAGGAACAAUAGGGUUUCUAGCUCUAGAAAAAGUUGUCACAGAAAGAUUCAACGAGAAGACGGAUGUUUUCGCCUUUGCAUCUGAUCAUCUGACUAACCAUGACACUACCACUCCAGUUGUAGAGUCGUCUCUCGCAUCUGUCUCUUCUUUGCCCAAACGAAGAGAUCUUUUGAUGUUCUUGAAGGCCAUUCUGAUAAAGGACGGGAUGGAUAAUGCUUUAGAGGCAAGUGCGGAGCUCGCUGCUAGCUGUGUGGAGAUAUUGCCAGAGAAGAGGCCAACGUUUGAAGAAGUAGCUAAGAAGCUAAAAGAUAUUCAGAACAUGUGA
This is a messenger RNA of Raphanus sativus (radish), 825 nucleotides long. RefSeq names its product wall-associated receptor kinase 17-like. NCBI's taxonomy places the organism in Eukaryota, Viridiplantae, Streptophyta, Magnoliopsida, Brassicales, Brassicaceae. The transcript has 4 exons. Gene Ontology annotation, biological process: protein phosphorylation; cell surface receptor signaling pathway. The record is from RefSeq and is a predicted model, not a curated record. Gene Ontology annotation, cellular component: plasma membrane. The coding region runs from base 1 to 825 and encodes 274 amino acids. Gene Ontology annotation, molecular function: protein serine/threonine kinase activity; protein tyrosine kinase activity.